Molecule: messenger RNA, 498 nt
Organism: Styela clava
Lineage: Eukaryota; Metazoa; Chordata; Ascidiacea; Stolidobranchia; Styelidae
Source: RefSeq, a predicted model, not a curated record
AUGGACUAUAGCCAAUAUUACAUCGAUCUUGGUUAUAAAGAGUUUCAUAUUCCUUCGUCGCCAGAUGGAGAUUACUCGUUGAAUCUCCACAACGGACACAUGUGGCCGAGAAAACAAUUCUUGAUUGCUGCCUUCCCAAAUUUAGACAAAACAUUCACUUCUACCAUAGUUAUGCCUCGCCGAAUGUAUGAAGAGAUUAAUAAUGAAGACGAUGUUAUAUAUUUCUUCAAUAAACACUUUAAAGACUUGAUCCCAUUGAUCUGUGAGGCAAAUCUCAGAUCAUCGUUUUUCAAACAGGCACCCAAGCCGUUAGUGUCAGUGAAGUGUUCACAUUUCCAUUAUGGAAAAACUACCGUGAUACUCGGUGAUGCUGCACAUGCCAUGACAGUGUUUUCUGGGCAAGGUGUGAAUUGUGGUUUGAAAGACGCAUUGAUUUUCGAUCAAUUAAUGGAAGAAUUUGACUGCAACUUCAAAAAGGUACUUCCAGCUUUUUUUUAA